AUGGAUAAGGUCAGUAACGAGCAGCAGAUGGAGCAGAAGGAGAAACCACUUCAUGAGCUCCUGACAUCUUCGCUCGUGGAUAUCUACGUCGGCCCAGAUUCCACCCACUGGACGGUCCAUGAGAGACUGCUCACGUACCAUUCGCCAUUCUUCUCUUCCAUUUUCUACGGCGAUGACAAACAAGAAGAGAAGAAGAAGCGGGGUAACAAAUCCUAUGGCCUCCCCGACGAGGAAGACUACCCUUUCGAGCUCCUCGUAGGGUGGCUGUAUUCGCGAUCGCUCCGCCAACCGAAGGAUGAAAAAGACAUCGGCCCACUCCUCGACCUCUACCUUCUCUCCGAGAAGUUCGAGAUGAAGCAACUUGGACUCGAUAUUGUCGAGCUUGCCAGGGACUUUUACUACAGCACCUCCACAUAUCCCGGUCUCCGCCGCGUGCAAUACGUCUACAACGAAACAGAAGAAGACAACGAAAUGCGCGAGAUGAUGGUCUCCUCGAUCGCACGGCAAUUGACUACGAGCGAAAAGAUUCCCGUGCAUUGGGCUAGCGCACUCCAGCGCAACGGCCAGCUAGCGGUAGACAUUAUCCGAGCCAUCCAACAAUGGCACAUCGAAGAGCGCAGCAUUCCCGAUGCCCGCGAUGGCAGCCGAGUCAGAGGCCGACAAGCCAACGGACUUGGGACCUUCAGCUCCAUCGAGCGAGAGGGCGAGUCUGUCGAGACGCUUGGGACCGAAGACACCAACCUGGGGGUCGAGAGCCUAAACAGUGGCACAAGCGAUGGUCAACUCGUCAAGAGCGAUGCAGAAGAGUAA
Exophiala aquamarina CBS 119918 is the source of this 810-nucleotide messenger RNA. RefSeq lists its product as uncharacterized. The transcript is spliced from 2 exons. Gene Ontology annotation, molecular function: protein binding. Lineage: Eukaryota; Fungi; Ascomycota; Eurotiomycetes; Chaetothyriales; Herpotrichiellaceae. The coding region runs from base 1 to 810 and encodes 269 amino acids. The record is from RefSeq and is a predicted model, not a curated record.